Molecule: messenger RNA, 1124 nt
Organism: Drosophila gunungcola (fruit fly)
Lineage: Eukaryota; Metazoa; Arthropoda; Insecta; Diptera; Drosophilidae
Exons: 1
Coding region: 188-976 (262 amino acids)
Source: RefSeq, a predicted model, not a curated record
UUUUUUAAAAGACGCAGUCCCCUUAUCAAAACCAUUCAAAAUCACAACCCCAGUGACGAAUUUCCAAAACACAGCCCUCCAAACUGUGUACUUUGGGAUGUGUUUGAUAUUUAUUUGCUGUCUGGACUGCCAAAAUUCGACGGCUUAUCUGUCCGGUAAAAAGAGCUGCUAAAUUGUACCACAAUCGAUGCCACACCACGAUCGGGCCAAGGCCCGGCUGGAGCACGAGGUGACCCUCCUCCGCUGCGAGGUGGCCUCGUUGCGCUCCAAGCAGGAGCAGCGGCGAAGGUCUCGCCAGGAGCAGGUGGCGCUGCAGGCGCGUCUGGAGCAGGAGAUCCAGGUGCUGCAGAACGAACUGGCCGCCACGCGGUGCGAUCGGGAUGAGCGGGAGUGCGGCGGCGCCGAGCAGUGUUCCCUGCUGAACGAGCGGCUGGAGAAGCUGGACGGGCACGUGGUCAAGCAGGAGCGGUACAUUGCCUUCCUCGAGGAGCAGAUCAACAACACGCGCACCAAGUACCAAGAGCGGAUGAGCGAUGUCCGCCAGAACGCCGACCUGGUCGAAAAGGAGCUGAAACGAGUGCGCCGUGAGGUGAAGUCCAUUGCCGAGCAGGCCGGCGAGGUGGAUCGCCUAAAAAAGCAGCUGGGCUUCCUGAACGCCAAGCUGGACCGCCGCAAUUCGAUCAUCUCCAAGUACGAGGCCCAGCACAAGGAGAUGAUGGCCAUUGUUGGGGGUCUUCGGAAGCAGUUGGAGGAGAACGAGCGUAUCAAGGGUGGCGGAAACCCAAGUGGAGGCCACCGCAGAAGGACCCAUGUCAGCAGGCAGGACCAAAAAGACGCCAAAUUGAUGGCUCCUAAAAGUCCACUAGUUUUCAAGAAUAUACCCAAACCUUCCAGCUUUGUCUAUCUCACCACGGCGCUGAAAAAAAAAUAUAAUAACACUAGCCAGGAUCUUCUUACCGCUGAGUACGCCAUCUAACCGAGGAAAUCAAUGAUUCACAAUCAACGUUUUAGUUUGGCGCACCUUGGAAGAAAAUUUCUUUUGUAAUUGAAUACCUUGUAGCACAACAAAAUAUGUAUAUUAUGUUUGUACAUAAAAAUUCAAUGGGUAAAUGAACCAAACGGAA